GACCUCACGCCCCUCCCUCUCUCUCCUACAACACCAACCGCAAUCAUGUCUGACGGCGAAAUCGAGGUCGAGAGCCCUUCCGGCUACGCCGUGCUCCCCAAGGAGGUCACCGAGGAGAUUGGCAGCAUCAAGCUGUUCAACAAGUGGUCAUACGAGGAGGUCGAGGUCCGCGACAUCUCCCUGACCGACUACAUCCAGAUCCGCUCGCCCGUCUACAUCUCACACUCCGCCGGCCGAUAUGCUGUCAAGCGAUUCAGGAAGGCGCAGUGCCCCAUCAUUGAGCGUCUCACCAACUCGCUCAUGAUGAACGGCCGCAACAACGGAAAGAAGCUGAUGGCUGUGCGCAUUGUUGCCCACGCUUUCGAGAUCGUCCACAUCAUGACCGACCAGAACCCCAUCCAGGUCGCCGUCGACGCCAUCGUCAACUGCGGACCCCGCGAAGACUCCACCCGUAUCGGAAGCGCCGGUACCGUCCGUCGCCAGGCCGUCGAUGUGUCUCCCCUCCGCCGUGUCAACCAGGCUAUCGCGCUCCUCACCAUCGGUGCCCGCGAGGCCUCGUUCCGAAACGUCAAGAGCAUUGCCGAGUGCUUGGCUGAGGAGCUGAUCAACGCUGCCAAGGGAAGCAGCAACUCGUACGCGAUCAAGAAGAAGGACGAGCUGGAGCGUGUCGCCAAGUCCAACCGAUAAGGAAGUGUGCUGGUGGUACUUGGUGUCUCGGAGGAGUUUUUUCGAAUCGGGGUCUGGUCUCUACUGGACGGAUACGGAUGGAGGAUCUUAUGCGUGCAUGGCAAGGGUCUUCUAGGCGAAUAAACACCGACUUCAUGGUUGCAUGACAAAAUGGACAAUUCGAUACAAUCUGUUCGCUUGUUGUGCUGUUCGUGAGGAGACGUCGUGUCCGUAGUUGCGAAAGAGGACGUCGUCUCCAGGCCAGUCUGGCUGUAGGCUGUUUAUGCCUUGGGCGAGAUGAGGCCUCGAAGUAUCCCGCCCAAAGCAGGAGACGUG
This is a messenger RNA of Dothidotthia symphoricarpi CBS 119687, 1002 nucleotides long. Its product is annotated as 40S ribosomal protein S5. Gene Ontology annotation, molecular function: rRNA binding; structural constituent of ribosome; mRNA binding. The record is from RefSeq and is a predicted model, not a curated record. The coding region runs from base 46 to 687 and encodes 213 amino acids. The transcript is spliced from 4 exons. Gene Ontology annotation, cellular component: cytosolic small ribosomal subunit; ribosome. NCBI's taxonomy places the organism in Eukaryota, Fungi, Ascomycota, Dothideomycetes, Pleosporales, Dothidotthiaceae. Gene Ontology annotation, biological process: translation; ribosomal small subunit assembly.